This is a messenger RNA of Ostrinia furnacalis (Asian corn borer), 6079 nucleotides long. It is a transcript of the gene PIP4K, whose product is annotated as phosphatidylinositol 5-phosphate 4-kinase. The transcript has 10 exons. Gene Ontology annotation, biological process: phosphatidylinositol phosphate biosynthetic process. Gene Ontology annotation, molecular function: 1-phosphatidylinositol-4-phosphate 5-kinase activity; 1-phosphatidylinositol-5-phosphate 4-kinase activity. Gene Ontology annotation, cellular component: plasma membrane. Lineage: Eukaryota; Metazoa; Arthropoda; Insecta; Lepidoptera; Crambidae. The coding region runs from base 200 to 1450 and encodes 416 amino acids. The record is from RefSeq and is a predicted model, not a curated record.
CUCUGUGGUUGAUUGUCUGUCAAAAAACCGUUUGCACUGUUGAUGGGUGUCGAGUUUCUGUAAAAAUCCAAUUUGACUAUAUGAUUUGCGGCUUGAUAAUAUUCCUGUCGUUAUAAAAUGGUUUAAUUACGUUUUAGUCUAACAAAUUGUGUCGAGUGGUGGUUAUAAGUGUAUGCUGUAAGUUGUAAACAAAUCCAAAAUGUCCGUUCCGAGUACGGGUUUGAGCAAGUUGAAGAAGAAACACAUUCGCGUAAAGCAUCAAAAAGUGAAAUUAUUCCGUGCCAAUGAACCGUUACUGUCUGUUUUUAUGUGGGGUGUAAAUCACACGAUAAACGAGUUGAGUCAUGUCACAAUACCAGUCAUGCUACUUCCCGAUGACUUCAGGGCAUACUCCAAACUCAAAGUCGACAACCAUUUAUUUAAUAAGGAAAACAUGCCAUCUCAUUUUAAAGUGAAGGAAUAUUGCCCGUUGGUGUUCAGAAACCUCCGCGAGAGGUUCGGAAUUGACGACCUCGAUUACAAAGAGUCGCUCACAAGAUCGCAGCCAACCCCGGACGACUCGUCGGGUAAGUCGGGCGCCAAGUUCUACCAGAGCUACGACCGGCUGUUCAUCUUGAAGACUCUGACUUCGGAGGAGGUGGAGCGGAUGCACUCUUUCCUCAAGCAUUAUCACCCGUACAUAGUGGAGCGGCACGGCAAGACGCUGCUGCCGCAGUACCUCGGCAUGUACCGGCUGACGGUGGACGGCAUCGAGCACUACCUCGUGGCCACCAGGAACGUCUUCUCAAACCACCUCAACAUUCACAAGAAGUACGAUCUAAAAGGGUCGACGGUAGACCGGGAGGCGUCGGAGAAAGAGUUGGAAAAAGAACUACCCACGUUAAAAGACAACGACUUCAUCAAGCAGGGCGUCCGCAUUGACAUCGGCGACGCCGCCAAGGACAAACUGCUCGAGACGCUGACGGCUGAUGUCGAGUUUCUAACGAAGCUCCACCUAAUGGACUACUCGUUACUACUGGGCGUGCACGAGUGCGGGCGCGGCGAGGCCGAGGCCGAGGCGGCGCGCGCGCGCGAGGCCGACAACGACAGCGACAACGACACCGACACCGACACCGACACCGACAACCGGCACCACGGCGACAAGUGGGGCUACAACACGCCGCCGGACAGCCCGCGCGGGUUCGCGCGGCAGUCGUCGCUGCGCUACCAGGGCAUCAUUCCCGAGCUCGACAUCUACGCCAUCCCCAGUCAGGACGGUGCACCUAAGAAGGAAAUAUACUUCGUCGCUUUGAUUGAUGUGCUGACGCACUAUGGAGUUAAGAAACAGGCGGCGAAAGCAGCGAAGACUGUAAAGUAUGGUAGCAAUGUAGACGGCAUUUCUACUUGCGACCCGGAGCAAUAUGGAAGGCGGUUCAUAGAGUUUGUAGCUAAAGCCAUAGAGGGCAACUAGGCCAUCACCUUCGGAAUACCACCGAAUGUCGAAUACAUGCCAGCAAUUAUUUCUUCACUUUUAAAUCGUAUACGAAUUAUUUUCGCGUGAAUCGUUAAUCACGAAUAUGCAGUUCUAAUCGUUCUUAGGUAAUCGUUGAUAUUGAUACUUUCUAUCGGUAGAAUUCGAAUGUUAACGGCGGAAAUUUUAAAGCAUAAUAAUGUGAGAUCCGUUUUAAAUUGUAAAUUGAAGUGUCUUGUCAGACAUAACAAUGAAACCGUUGUCUUUUUAUGAAUUACUCAGGAUAUAUCCGAAAAUGAGAGAAUAAUGAACAAAAACGUUUAUUGUCGUACCUAUUCACAGUGAUAUCUUUAUUAAAGACUCAGAUAUUUUUGCAUACAAAUCUAUGUGAAGCAUAGGUCAACUUUAAGGAUUUUUCAAAGUUUAUUUUCAUUUUGCAAUGUGAUUUUUAUAUUAUUUUUUAUAUUAAUUAUUCGACAUUCGGUUGUAUUCAAAUACCCUACCUCAAUGGUAGGUUUUGGACUUUUUUGUCUUUACUGAGUCACAAAAAGUCCUUGAUUCAGUGAAUAGAGUACAAUUACCCUAGAUAUGGUAUUUCUGUUUUAAAUUGUUUUACAGGUCAUUUAAAAACGAAAUAGUCUGCAAGUUUUCUUUAUCUCCGCCAUCUUAAAGAAAACUUGGAUAUUUAAUUAUUUUAACGAAGUAUAACAUAUAAAAAUGCAACUACCGGGCGCUUUUUGGCCUCUGUUCACUGAAUCAUACUUGUACAAGUGAAAAAAUCGCUAAGCAGUGCUUCGACUAGCAACGACUAAAGAACACUGGUGGGUGAAGUGAUUUUCGUAUUUAUUUCUUACGCAAUGGGUGUUUAAUUUGUAUAUCAACAAAAGAACCGAUUGCCUAAGAAAUAAAUGUCAAUAAAUGAAAGUGAAAUGCGUUUACAGAUUACUCAUUGGAAUUUAAAAUCAUGUCAACAGUUUAAAAUGGACUUUGGGAGCCAUAGCAAUAAAAAUGGGACUCAAAUAACCAGAUUACAGUGUUAUUUAUGAUCUGGUCAAUUAUUAGAAUUUUCAUGUUUUUAGGUAAAAUUAAAACUCAAAAACAAUGUUGGCUACCCUAAAUCUAUUUUAUCUGUGGCAACAUUAAAAAAGAUGGCGUCUGUUCAAGACUGUACCAGAUAUCGAAGUCAUUUUUAGUUUCCGCUAGUCUCACUAGACAUGUUCAGUUUCAAAAUUGAUACUCCGUUAGACUUGACCGCACUGAAUCACUGGUGAUACAACACUGUAAUAUUCAGCCUUAUUGUGAUCGUACUGCGGGUGAAUAUGCAAUGAUUGUUCGCCAGUGACUAGUGAUUCGUAGUCAAAAUGGAAUUUACAGGGUGUUGUAGUUUUAUAGUAGUUUCUGUAGCUCAUGUCGCUUGCUAGAGGAGGCACCGCACGUAUCGCGCGACGAACGCAGCACUAAGUGUAACGUCGAUUUCAACUUAAUACGAUUAGAGUUGAAACGUUCUGUGGAGGUUUCUUAAAGUUUGAUAUUUAUAAUGCUAAAGAUAUAAACAGAUGUCGGAUGUUUGUCGUUUUCAAAUUUUUCUCGUAUUUAUUCGCUUCGCGUGCGAAUUGUAACACUCGUGAUUGUAGCUGUCAGUGUGCUUUCAAUUGCCAAAAUGUUAAAAAUAAUAUUUGUGCGUUUAAAGACAAAACCAUAGUGUGGCGUGCGGUUGUAAUAGGCCUAUAUGAAAUUUGAAUGGAAAUUUUAUCUGCAAAGCUUAUUUUUAAUUAUAAAAAGUCAAUUAAAUGUUCAACGUACAAUUCUUUUAGCUAGAUGUAUCCCGAUUUCAAAACAUAGUAAAUGUAAUGGAAUCUACCAUGAUCAUCGUCAAGAAAGUAGUAGGUAUGCAUCGAUUUUAAAUAUUAAUCGAUGUGAGUGGUAACCACAUUAACAUGGUAGACGUGUUUAUCAUGGAAAAAUGCGGUUUAUCGUUUGUUGACAAAACACGAUGGCAAAGGGCAAGGCUUGAAAUGUACGCGUCAGUACCUUUUUUCUUGGUAGAAAACAUUAUACAUCUUAAUCGGGUGUAAUUAACAGAAAUGUAGGUAUGUAUAUUGUUUAAUAGUUGUUGCAAUUCACGAUGGCGAGUGAGCUUUAAUGUGUGGUGGUUCACUAAUGUCGUUUUUCAAAGGUUUUGAUAGACAUUACAUUAUCGUUAUGUGCAUGUAGUACACACACAAGUAAAGCUCACUCGCCUUCGUGAGUUGCAAGAACUAUACAGAUGACAGCACAUCAAGAUAAUCACAGUGGCGUCUUAACUCGUUGUAAUACGGGCUAUUUUGCAACAAAAAUGUAGUCUGAUGUGGUGUCGACUGUACUAAACUUGACGUCCUGUGUCAUUUGGCAAGUUGAAAGCACUGGCUGCGCCGGCGCCGCUACAUGAAGCAUUCACGUUUGAACUGAACUUUGAGCACAUUUCGCAAUAAUUCAUAACUGUUAUUAGCUUUUAUAAUGUUCCGCUAUCGCGUAGUUUUAGUGAUGAACAAAUUAAAAAUGUUGGAUAUCAUUAAAUUUAAGAUGUUCGCGUGUUAAAAUUGGACAAGUAAUAAAUAAUGUUAUUCUCAAAUUAGUAAACAGUAUAGGUUUACGGCUGUUGUAUACUACCCUGUUUGUGGGUUAUCUUAACCUGUGUAGUCGAGUAUGACGCGUUGUUUGACUGAUAUGUGACUGGAGUCCAUACAAAUAUAGUACAUUGCAAUACAGAAUGUAAAGUUUAUGGAAGUGUAAUUAUAAGUUGACCGUCAUAAACGCGACAGUCCUCGGAAUGGACCUGUCAAUUUAAGAUUGUUCACAUAAUGCUGCUUACUAGUAUUAUAUCGUCCCUUUGUCUCAUUCAAAUACCUUUAUGUUGACUGAAAGACUGUUCGCGUUAAUGACGGUCAAUGUAUAGAAGAAGUUCUGCUUGGUUUUUAAUUUGACAAAUUCCCUCGUUGGGGUAUUAUUAAAAAACUUAUUAACUGCCUUAAAAUUUUGACGAGUUAAAUAUAGGUAUGCGUGAAAAGUUUGAAUGGAAUUUUUCGGCAAAAUAGCUGUCUUGCUCGCACACAAAAUAAUCAUACGCGCGAGAAAGAAACGAAUGAAUUUGUGAACAAUACGUAUAAUUCUAAAGUUAUUGACAUUAGACAUUAUUUAUCUUAUUAUGUAGUGAUGUUAAAGCAUUUUUGUUGAAAAAAAUUGUAUAAAAAUUGAAUACACCAUGCAGAACUUCAAUGAGUUAAAGGUAAAACCCACGUUUUACCCUAUUAAUCCAUACGUCAUAUUGCCAAUAUACCUUUACCUAGUGUCGCUUAGUUUCUGUCUAGUGUAGAAAAUAGUAUGAAGUAAGAUUUUGUUAUUUAUUAUUCUAUUUCGGAUUAAGACUUGGAUUGUUAUUGGAGUCUUUGUGAUUUAUUUUGUAGAUGUUAAGCCUUAUGGCUUGAGAAGGGAAUUUUAUACUUUAAUAGUCAUCGCCAGUCUCGAUUUAAAUAUUAAAUUCUUUAAAAAAUGUUGAGGUAUUAAAAUUACCUCUUUUUAAACAAAGUAAUUGAACAGUAUUUCAGAUCCCACUCCUAAACUUGAAAUUGGAUUAAAAUGUGUUAUGAAAGGAUAGAUUUUGUGAUAGAUAUUGUUUACUUUUAGAAUAUAAUUUUACUUUUAUUUUAGAUAUAAAGUUGGUCACUCUGAUCUAAUCAAUCAAUGAGUUGUAGGUGUUAAUGUAAAAUAAUAAAUCCAAUUGUAAAAUCGUUUUAAUACAAAUCUCUAAAAUAAUCCCAGAGUGGUCAGUUUUGCAAGACGCGUCGUUUAGGGGCCUGACAGACAAUAUAAGGCCGCUUUCACAUUAGGGCGUGAGAAGCCUGACAGACAGCAGCGUUUUUAUAAUGUGAAGGCAGGCAUCCGCUGUCAUAUAGUAUGAAAUUAUCUGCUAAAGUCGCCUUAAUGUGAAAUCGCUCUAAAGCUGAUUAUUCGGACAGUGAAAUGUCAAAAUACGAGCCUUAAUUCUCCAACUUGGUUGAUUGAAGAGAAAGUUGAAUUAGAGCGCUUUCACAUUAGGGCGUUAGAAGCGCGACAGCAGCGCGGCAGCGGCGUUUUUAUAAUGAGAAGGAGUGCAUCCGCUGUCACAUCACAUAGUAUGAAGUUAUCGGCAGCGCGUCUGUCGCGCUGCUAAAGUCGCAUAAAUGUGAAAGCGCUCUUACAUUGUCUACAGGUUCGGUCUCAAUGAUAUGUCCGUUAUCUUUCCCCCUCACACCAAUGUAACAACGUAGAUUCCUGAACAAUGUGUUAGUCAUGGUAAUGAUUAAAAUAUGUCAUAAUGUGUUGCCAUUGUUUAGGUCGGUAAUAUUAUUUUAUUUUAGUUGUGUUACUAUAGGUUUUAUUUUCUUGUUAUACGGUGACGGUAGAAGCCACAUGCCUCAAUGUAAGGCGUACGAUAAUAUUUAUUAUAAAUACGAUAGCUUCGCUACGAACAUAAGGUAUUCGGCAUGUAAGCAACACGAUUGAAAUGUUAAUUCUCUAGUCUCCUACUCUUGUAAAGACAAAAAUGUGUAUGAAAAAUUUAAACUUAAUUUUUUAAAUACAUAUUCGGUUUAUAAAGUUUCUGCAAUAUAA